Messenger RNA from Trifolium pratense (red clover), 1568 nucleotides. Its product is annotated as protein PHYTOCHROME KINASE SUBSTRATE 1-like. The transcript has 2 exons. Gene Ontology annotation, biological process: phototropism. NCBI's taxonomy places the organism in Eukaryota, Viridiplantae, Streptophyta, Magnoliopsida, Fabales, Fabaceae. The record is from RefSeq and is a predicted model, not a curated record. Bases 167 to 1453 code for a protein of 428 amino acids.
UCUACUUCUUUUCCUUCACAUAAUUGUGUUUUCCUUUAAGAACCUUUCAAAUCCUUCUAAACCUUUUGAAUUCCAAAAAGUUCUCAAAAUAAUAUAACUUAUUUUUCUUCAUUUCUCAAAAGUGUUAUAUAGUAUAUUUCUUUGUCUUUACCACUUUUCUUUAACCAUGGUUAUCUCAGCAACCACUUUCACCUCUCAAAACACCAACAAUAACCUCCGCGAUGCUUCUUUCUCUUCUUACUUGACAAACAAGGAACCUUUUCACCUUACCAGAAAGGAACCUUUUCACCUUGGAGUAAAGAAAGAAGAAGAUGGAGAAAUUGGUGUUUUUGAUGCUGAAAAAUACUUCAAUGGAGUUGAAAUAGAUACUCCAAUUCCAAGAGUUUCUACCAUAGAUGCUAAUAAAAUCAAGUACUUAAAAGACCAACAACAAAAUAGAAACUACAAAGUUCAAUAUGGAACUUCAAGUGUUGGCUCAGAAUCAAGUGUUAAUAGCCAAAGUGCAUUUUUACAAAGUGCUUUGAAAACUUCUUCUUCAAGUGAAAUCAGUUUCAACAAAAGUGUAGUUCAUGGAAAAUCAACCUCAGAAAAGAUCAUCAAACAUGAUCAAGAUUCUUCUAAUCAUUCAGUUAAGAAUAAGAAAACUGAGAAUCCUCUUGCUGCAACAGAACUCAUGAUGAACAAAGAUUUUCCUACUUACAAAGUGCAACUUCAACAAGUAGAGAAACCAAGGAAAAAAUUGGAAGUGUUUGGUUCACCAAUAUUAGAUGAAAGAUGCAACAAAUCUUUAAGCUUUGAUAUGAGGCUAAAGAAACCAUCUUGGGAAGCUAGUACUAAACUUGUGGAACAAGAAACCGAAUUUUCUACAAAUUGUGAUGAAAGUAACUAUGAUGAUGAUGCUGGAAGUGAUGCAAGUUCAGAUUUAUUUGAGAUUGAAAGCUUAACUGGUAAUAAAACAAAUUCAUUUUUUACUAGAACAUCAACAACAUCACAUGUUGCUUCUGGUUGUAAUAGUCCAACAUGUUAUGCACCAAGUGAAGCAAGCAUUGAAUGGAGUGUGAUAACAGCUAGUGCAGUUGAAUAUUCCGUGAUUUCAGAUCAUGAAGAUCAAGGUUCAGUUAUAACUAUAAGAAGUCCUAUAAGAACAUCUAUCAAUUCAUCAUCAAAUGGUAAACACAAAGUCAACAAAGAGAUAUCCAUGCCAAAGCGGCGUCCGAGUAAGUUUUUAGGUUGUAAUAGUCAGAAAUCUGUUGGUGUUGCUGUUGAUGCUUUUACAACUACAUAUGAGAAACAAAGUAGUAACCAGAAAAUUGUUGGUAAGUCAGAAAUGUUACCUCAGAUGACAAAGUUUAAGGUUGAAAGUUUUGGUGCAAGAAAUGAACAACAUGGUUAUGGAAAACCACCUCUUAGGAGAUCACAUGAACCACAUGGUGCACAACUUUUGUACAUUUAGAUAUUUUGCUUUUAAUUAAUACAAGUGUAUUUUUGUGUGUAGUUGGAAAAUUGUUCAAUUAUGUACCUUUGAGUCUUGAGUUAGUAGAAGCAAUAAAGUUGUUAAUUUUAUUGGC